AUGCUUUUUCCAGAAGAUGGUUGUGUGCUAUACAAUCCAGAAGAAGAUAAUAGAGUUUACAAUACAAAGAGAGACUUUUCAAAGACUCGUUUCCUAGCAAACUCAGGUAACUUGUUCCUCACGGUAGAUGUUGAAUCCAAUCUCUAUAUCAUAGAUUUGUUUAGCGAGAAGAGAAUCAAUCUCCCACCUUUAGACUCAGUGGAAGGCCUUUUUACUCUUAAGCGAAUAGGAGAUAAGGAUUUCGAAGAGAAAUUUACUAGACCUAGCUUUGGUUACAGAAACCAGAAUGUGGUUAAUUUGAGAGGUCUUUUGUGGGUAGAUGAGGAGAAUAAAGAAGAAUACACUGUUGUGUGGUUUUUCGAUACAGAGAGUUACGAGGCAUACAAUGAAUUUGUAGCCAACACUGAUCUAUUACCACCACGUUACCUAGCUUCUCAUUCGAGUAGUGAUGAUAAGAUGUAUUCUAGCCAUAGAAAUAUUGUUGUUACAACAUCAGGAGAGGUUUUGUUAGUCGAGAGCAUCGUUUGUGAGUCUAGAAUCGGCUUCCGCCUCUAUAAGAAGGUUCCUAAUCCAAAUCCGGAUGAGCUUUUAUACACACCGUAUGUGUCUGUUGAGGUAUAUUCUUUAGGCGAUGAGGCCUUUCGUUUGGAUUUAGGUAUCAUUGUGCCUGCUGACCAUCCCCUUGGUAUCGAACCAUCUAUUUCACCCGUUACGACCGUGUCUAUAACUGUGAAAAGGAUUUUUCAUGUCGGGUCCGACACAUCUGUGUGUUCAAUCUUGAAACAAAGAAAAUCACACGCUUCCCAAGUCUCUCGCACUUAA
Molecule: messenger RNA, 822 nt
Organism: Arabidopsis thaliana (thale cress)
Lineage: Eukaryota; Viridiplantae; Streptophyta; Magnoliopsida; Brassicales; Brassicaceae
Product: F-box family protein
Exons: 2
Coding region: 1-822 (273 amino acids)
Source: RefSeq, marked reviewed